Molecule: messenger RNA, 717 nt
Organism: Clonostachys rhizophaga
Lineage: Eukaryota; Fungi; Ascomycota; Sordariomycetes; Hypocreales; Bionectriaceae
Source: the annotation of a GenBank genome assembly
AUGGCAGAGGGACAGCUUGCUUAUCACGAUAAUGGGGCGGAACCAUUCAAAAGCGCUGUAUGCUUAGUAGGCGACGGUGCCCCCGACUUACUGAUGCAUCGUCACGACAUGGUGAUCGCUGUUGUUGGGAAUGGAGAAGAGAAAACUCAAGCGCUGCACCUGCAAAAUAUCCGCGAGGAUACGCUUUCUGAGGCCAAAACCGCCAUCGGUAGAUUCCUUGACAACUACGAAUCGCUAGAGGAUGGUGGCAGUAUUCAAAAUACGGUCUUCCAGAACUUUGCUCGGGUUUGCGAUCAACUGAACAAAGUUGCUGAGGAUAUUGAGCAUGGAGUCGAGCAGGUGGAGCUGGAGUUGAUCAAUAUACAAACCGACAGCUUCGAGUAUCCGAAGAGAGUCAAAGACACGACGCCCGGGAAUUUCAACCCAGUUUGUGAGAUGAUUGCUGCCUGCAGCGAAUUUCGGGACUUGGUCGAUUCAAUCAUGUCGAAAGCAUGCGAUAAUGCUUGCGACUACCGCCCUGAAAGAGAUGGGGAGAUAUGGAUGGCGAACUCCUAUCCAUUCCACCAGUAUCUUCGAAAGUAUCUUGGAGAGCAGGCCGAAAGUCGGGACCUCACGUUCUAUUGGGAGACGCGCGUGAACAAGAGCUCCAGUGAGCAGAGAACAUUCCAUGUGCCUUUUCAGGACGAUCCUGAGUGGGAUGGCUGGAUCUACCUAUGA